Terrapene triunguis (Three-toed box turtle) is the source of this 6398-nucleotide messenger RNA. Its product is annotated as pre-mRNA 3'-end-processing factor FIP1-like. Gene Ontology annotation, molecular function: RNA binding. Lineage: Eukaryota; Metazoa; Chordata; Testudines; Emydidae. Gene Ontology annotation, cellular component: mRNA cleavage and polyadenylation specificity factor complex. The record is from RefSeq and is a predicted model, not a curated record. The coding region runs from base 3537 to 5120 and encodes 527 amino acids. The transcript has 15 exons.
GCGCCGAGUCGCCACGGGGGAUGCGCUGUGCGAGAUGGUCCCCUGCGCCCGAGCACCCCUCGGCGGGCGGGCAGGGCGCGGGGUCUGUCCGCACUGCACCUCACCCAGGCUCCGGCUCCGCUUUGGGCCCAGCCCGCCCACAGUAACCAGCCUGAGUGGGGCCAGCAAGCGCUCAUGGCCCUGCUGGGGCGUGGGUCCCAGCCCCUGUCGUUUGGCGGUGUGGACGCAGCUCAAGCUGCAGACCCGAGUCUGUAUAGUGCAGUGUGGACAUGUUAGUGCAGCUGUGAGCCUGGGGUCUAGCUAUUGUAAAGCCAGGCUUAAUAAUACAGUGUGGAUGUACAAGUGCAGGCUUGGAAACACAGAGUCCAUAGAGCCAGGUUUGUAACGCUGUGUAGGCAUAACCUAUGAAAGCCCUCACUAGUCAGAAGGCAAAGUAAACUAGGAUAGGGCACAGGCACUCUCCAGAUUAUGGUCUGCCUUCCCCCGAGCUUCUGAGCAGCCACAUCCCCUUCUCCUCCUGGAGAGGUGAUGGAGUUGACUAAUGGCUGUGUAGGUUUAUCUGGGAGCCUCUCCAUACCCAACCAGUACAUGCCUAUGUGAUGGUCUUGUAUUAGAUUCCACUGACCACUGCAAGAUUUUAUGUCGGGAGUGGAAUAGAGAUCAUGGGUUGUGGCACUGCUGAUAAACCACAAUCAAAUGAAAGACUCUUACCUAAUUAACCUGUCUAAUCUAUCAAUUUUAUUUUUUUUUCUAUAGACUCCAUGGGGUUUCUAUAGAUUUUUCUCCUUCCCUUUGCUGACGUUUGUGUGUAUGUACACACAUAUGCCUUAUUAUUAUUUGUUGUCCUAGCCAUUGUGUGGGAUACUACUAUCAUCCUUUCCUGGGUUAUGUCAGUUUCAGAUUGUAAACUGCUUCAGGGUAGAAACUUGUUACUUUCAGUUGUUUGCAAAGGGCCAUGCAUGCUUAUGGCACUAAAUCAAUAAAAGUAAGUCUGAAUCCACUACCUAAGCUGGGUGAGCUGGAAUGGGAGUUGACCUUCCAUCAGAAUUUUUUUCUUCUGUCACAGUCUUUGAUGCCAUUUAAUACAGUAUAGCAUUUUUUGGUUUGUAUAUGAUCACUUUUUAACAGUAAUAGGAUAAUGAAGAAUGAAAUGGGGCAGAAUGAAACUCUAAUAGCAAGACAUUGGCGUACAUAAUAACUUUUAAAAUCUGCCAGGUAAAUGUAUAUUUGGGCCCCAAUUCUGUCACUGGAUUGAUGCAAGUGGACCCCUGUGCCACUUGGGGCUCCAUAUGUAUCCAAGUGAAGGGUCAGAGCCUGGGUUUGCUGGCAGAGCAUUCUUGGAACAGUUACCAGGCAUCUUUUUCAAUGCAUCCAUCACUCCAUGUGUUUCCUACCAUUAUGAGACCUUAAAUUUUUUUUGUCAAUUAAGGUCAGUAUAUUUUCUGGUCUUUUGAUUUUUGCUUUUGAAAACUUUUUGACUUGAGGUCCUGUUCCCACCUAGCCUGGUCUCUUUCCCACAGAAAAAAAUGUGUGAAGACUCUUGGAGCCAAGAUCCAUACCUGGCUUGAUAGGUGCCUUUAUUCAUUCUGUUGCAUAAUCUGGGGUCUGGCAUUCAAAGGCCUUUUUUAAUUCUGUCAGUUGUCAAGGAUGUGUAAUCUUACUUUUUCAUUGCUUUAUUUCAUAUUGAGCUUUGCUUGGAAAUAAACAUUACUUAUAAUGUGUAUAUAUGAUAGUUUUUUCCCAAAAGGCCCAGACUGUGUUAUAAGUUCUGAUCUCUUUGGUUUUUGAUUUAAUAUGUUGUUUUUAUCAUAUCUGCAGAUGACACCACUGGUAAGCAAGAAGAUGGACCAAUUGCUAGAUACUUCCUGUGAUUUGAAGCUGAAGGUAACAUUUGUUGCUUUUCUUUAAUUCAGUGCUGGCUGAUCAAUGAUCUUGGAUUCUGAGACAAUUCUGUGGUUUGAGAUCAAUGCUCUUAAUUGCUUUUGAUUUGGUAAAAAGAAUGCCAGAGGUUUUGGGGAGCUAUCUGUGGCAAUUUCCUCCAGUGGUACUUCUCUUUAUCUUUGCACAAUGACUUGAUGCCCGUGACCUUGGAGUUGUUGUGGAGUCUGAUCUUCUUUUUGAAGCCUGUUAUGCUAAUUUGGUAACUGAAGUGCUUUUGCUACCACCUCAGGAAUUUGACCAUACUGGUACCCAUGCUUACUAGGACAGCUGCUGAAAUCUUUGUCUGUACUUUUGUUUAAUCUUGGCUUGAUUACUGCAAUUCUUUCUUUGUGAAACUUUUCACUACCUCUCCUCCAACAUGACUGUGCAACUGAUAAAGAAUUCAUUUAGGCUGCUUGCCCAGGUCUGUCUGUCUCUUCACAAUCUUGUCUUCUUAGCCUCCUAAUAAGAGAGCUUCAUUAGUUUCCAAAACUGCAGUGGGUUGACUUUUAUUUUAUUUGAUUCUUGGUAACCACUUCCAAGAUUUUGUAUUGCUGGGCUCCAUUAUGUCAAUGUGAUCUUUGGCUUCCUUGUUUAGAAGCUGUUUUGUGCAGCCUCUGAAAUGGCUUUAAUCUGUUCAGUGUGUGGCCUCUGUGUGUCAUGUGUUUGCAGGAUCUAACCCCAAAGGGAGCAAACACUCACUAGCAGGCAUGGUGCUUAUCCCCAUGAGUACCUUCAUUGACUUCAGUGGGAGUACCCCCAGUAAUAAGCUUUGCUCAGAUGUAAGUGUUGGCAUGUUUGGGCUCUUGAGUCCCCAGAUAAAUUAACUUUUAAAAAAAGGAUUCUAUUAGAAUUUCAAAAUAACUCUUCCAGUUCCAUGGCUAAAUGUGCCGCCUUCUGAUUUUUAGUUCCAUAACACAUAAGGUACAUAUGAUUUUUGUUGUGACUGGCUUGCUUGGAAAAUACAAUAAACAAUACUAAUAUUUGCUCCACAAUCUUUAGUUAACAGAAUAAAUCUGAAAGUGCAAUAAUGGAUAUUAGGAUUAAUUUGCAAUGAAUAAGGAAAUGGGAUGGUCUAUGGGAUUGUUAAUUACCUGUCCUUUAAUCUCCAGGUGACUGGUUAAAAUUCAGCCCAAGUCCUUAAUAACUGAAUGUUGUUAAUGUUUGGUGGCUUGUAGAAAGGGAAUCAAUUGAUCUUGAUCUAAUUCCUACUGGGCAGGGGUCCUCUUCACUAAAAAAUGUCUAUAUAAUUGGCACUCUUGUUGGCAGUCUCAGGGAAAGGCCAAGGAUUGAAUGGGCUAUGGAGACUGAACCAUCUUCUUACCCUUAGAAGUAGUGGGGUUGAGGCACACUGGGAAUCUUUCAGAGCUGCUGCAAGUGCCUUAGCUGAUCUGUGGAUAAAUAAGUGUUUGGUGUGCAAGGCUGCCCAUCUGGCAUCCUUCAGGAACUCUAAAUUGCCUUUCACCAAUAAAAGCAAAACCUGCUGAGAUUGAAUUUGAGCUAACUACUCUACUACCAGUCACCAGAAUCAAAUAUGUCUGUUGGUAAAACUAUGAUCAGAAUGUUAUCUUGAUUCUGUACUGAUGGGCACUUUGGAAACAUGAAUAGGUCGCUCCAUGGGUCAAUUGUAUUUAUUUUGGUCUGUUAUAUUUGGUAGACAUGCAGAAUCUUCUCAUCCUUUGCAAGAUGCUCCUCAGGAGAGCCGGCCUGUCACCAGUGAAGAUCGAGAGAUGUCACAACAUGCCCCUCCGAGUGGUGAAGAUGAUGAGGAAGACAGUGAUAGCGACAGUGAUGAUGAUGAUGUGAAAGUUACCAUUGGCAACAUUAAAACAGGAGCACCAUCGUACAUGGGGACUCCUAUGAAUCUAAACUUAAAAACAGGUAGAGGCUAUGGAACAUCCUCUUCAGCCAAGUUGCAGCCCAAAGGUAUUGAUCUAGAUGCCACAGGGAAUAUAAAUGGAUUGCCUGUAAUAGAAGUGGAUUUAGAUUCGUUUGAAGACAAACCGUGGCGGAAACCAGGUGCUGACCUUUCUGAUUACUUUAAUUAUGGAUUCAAUGAAGAAACAUGGAAAGCUUAUUGUGAGAAACAGCGACGGCUUCAGCUUGGACUGGAUCCCUCUCCACCUAUCAACAGUGAGAAUAAGAUCACAGUUCAGCAAGGAAGGACAGGAAAUGCAGAGAAAGAACCAGAGAACAACAUUAUCAAAACGGAAUUCAAAACGGACUUUGUGGCUCUGAUAGGAGGGCGGAUGAAGGCUGGGCCUCCACCUAAUAGGAAGCUGGGUGGGACAAUUGAUGUGAUUGGUGGACAGGCAGGCACUAUUAGGAGGGUAGAAGGAAGACGCCGCGAUAAACACGCCUCUGAGGAAAAUCCCAUUCAGGUUCUUGGAGAUCAUGGAAAUAAGCCACAACCCCCACAGCAGCCCCAGCAACCAUCACAGCCCCAGCAGCCACCUCAGCAACAGCCGUUUGUACCACCAGCAGGUCCCCCACCUCCCCCAAUUGCUGGGCCACCCCCACCACACUUUCUCCACCCUCCCCCUCCAGUUACUUCUGUCCCACCUCCUCUGCAUCCUCCAGGCUUGCCACCACCAGGUCCCAUUCCAGGGCUGUUCCCUCCACCUCUGGCUCCUCCACCAGCUCUCCUCAUUCCAACACUUGAUGGCCAACCUACCGGCUACAAUAACAGGCAGCCUCCACCAUUUGGAUACAACUCUGCAGAUUCUGGUUUCAUCAGCUACCCUCCUAUUUCCACGUCUCACACGCCCUGGGUGACGACAGUGGAUAAGGGCACGAGCAGCUCCAGCAGCAGCCACUGGGAGUACUCCGGCUCAAGGCGUGAGAGAGACAGGGAAAGGGAAAGGGAGAGAGACAGAGACCGGACUCCAACCACCAGUGAAUACAACAACGAUGAUGAGCGAUAUCGCUACUACAGUCGAGAGCGAAGCUAUGAUUUUGAGCGGGAUUAUCGCAGGAGUAGAGAUCGGAGCAGAGAGCGGGAGGAUCGCCACCGGGAGCGCAGGCACAGAGAGAAGGAGGAGAGCAGUAAACAUAAGUCUUCAAGACGUAAGCAGCACGAGAGUGAAGAGGGUGAAAGCCACCGGCGCCACAAACACAAAAAGAACAAGCGCAGCAAAGAGGAGAAGGAGGCCAGCGAUGAUGGUGUCGCAGAGGGAGAUGAACAAGAUGCUAAGGAGUAACGGCUCCCAGCUGUCCUUUAGGAGGGACUUGCUCCUUUGCAAGCAGCGUGGCAUCUAACUUUAUUUUCCAAGGGAAGCAGAGAUGACUCUGGUGGCCAAGUAUUGAAACGCAAUGUGACAGCUCAAGCGUUAAGGCUGAACACAGUUAAACUUGGAUACGAGACAAAGUAUGGCAGUGAUGGUAUAUACAGCACCGAGCUACUCUUCUUGUAAAUGACCCUAGAAGAACUUCAUUGUAUCAGAUCCUAUGGUUUCUGAUGAAAGACAGCUUCAGCUGAAACUAACGUACUUAGGUGAUAGGGUUUUUUUGCGCAACCAUGAUUCCUUUUUUUUAAAAAGUAGGACAGUAACUGCAAAUUGAACUCUAUUGUCCAAAGAAAAGUGUGAUUUAGGUCCUCUGUGAGCCAGUUUAGAAUCUGGUGUCUGUUAGUGAAAGUCUCAUCCCCAAAUCCAUUUCUUUAUAGCUAUGAAAGUAUCUCUCAUCUGUCCAUGGCAGGAUUGGCAGCAUGUGGAAGGGAACUACUUUACAGGUGUGUCAUUUGAAUCUGCUUUGGUCUAAUGGCUUUUAAAAGGUAGGGCAUUCAGAGACUUCAAACCCAGCUUUUUUUUUUUUUUUUUAAACCCAUUGAGAAUGUAGUUCUACUACAUGUUAUACCUGUAAAUGGAAAGUCAUGAUCCGUGGAAGACUGUGGUGAGAGUAUGAGUUCCUUUUUUAAAUUAGUUUGGAUUAUUUUUUUUGUAACAAUUGAGAUAAAUAAUCUAACACCUUAAGGAACAUGAAGCCCCAUCCAGCAGUUUGACAUUGUUGGGUUUAUUUAUAUUCAUCACUAAUACACCUGUGCAAUGCAUUUCACCCUGCCUCCUCCCCAUAGAUCUCAGAAUAAUGCAAUCAAAUUCCAUGCUCUGUUUGAUUUAGGGUUUGUUUAGUUUUUAAACAAAUUUCUCAGUGGAAGGUGGGGGUUUGUUGUGUAUACCUGGUUCUUAAACAGAAUACUGCACUUGUUUGUGUGAAUCCACAAGUAUCUCAUUUUAAGUAUCUUCCACUUCUAUGAAUUGAUAUUUAAAAAUGUCUUAAAUCCUUCCCCAAAAGAAGAUGGUUCUGAAAUUUUACAUAUGAUUUUUUUGUACUGUAGUCAUGCAAGUCUGAGUGUUGUGUGAAGCUUACAGCCUUUGAAACUUGAGCCCGUACAGCAUGAUAUCAAUUUGUAUGCUAUGACACUGCAUUUGAUGGGUCAUUAACUACAAAACCUGUGGGAAGCAGAAUAAAGCAAUUUUUUU